CAGUUACGGCGUGGUCCAUAGUGUGUUGGGGCGUCUCGGGCCAGCAGCGACAGACAACGGCACCUUAGACAACACCGCCGCCAUGCCGUCUACAAUGUCUGGGCGCAUCGCCAAGACCCAGAGGGGCUCCAAGAACACACCGCACCAAAAGAACCACCGGUGGGAGUCGUUCAGCGCCAAAAUCUCGAAGCUCAAGUCGCUCGAUCCGCUGCGCAAAGUACGCCGCCACGACCUCGACGCCGAAGACCUCGACCCGACCACCUCGUACCUGCGCAAGGGCCUGGACAAAUGGGCCGAACUCAACCUCUCGCGGCCGUACAUGGCCUUCAGGCAGGAGGUCAACCCCCUGACCGAAUCGCUGGCCCAGAUCCUCUACCAUGAGGACCGCAUCAUGGACUUGCUGGCCGAGUACAUCUCGCGACAUGAGAAGGAGGCCCUCGAACCGCUACUCGACCUGGUGGCAGCCUUCGCCCGCGAUCUCGGUCUGCGCUUCGAAAGGCACUACCCGCGUGCCCUCGCCCUCAUCGUCACGCUCGCCAGCAAGAUCCACGAUGUCGAGGUCAUCGAGUGGACCUUUGGCGCCCUGGCCUUCCUCUUCAAAUACCUUUCGCGACUGCUUGUCCCGGAUCUCAGGCCAACGUACGACGCGAUAGCCCCGCUCUUGGGCAAGGAGAAGAAUCCUGGACACAUUGCUCGCUUUGCCGGCGAGGCCAUGAGCUUCCUGGUGAAGAAGGCGGCCGCCCCCAGCCACAAGGACAAGGCGCUGCCGCUCUUCAUCGAGCACGUGAGGAAGGACCUGCAGAGCAUGGUCGGGCUGAAGCAGUUCGAGCUGUAUAGCCAGGGCAUCAUGACCAUGUUUGCUGAGGCCAUUAAAGGGGUUGGGAACGGCGUGCACUCCACUGGCCAUGAGAUCAUCGCCGCCCUUUUGCACCAGGUGCCCGAUGAGGAACUGCGCCUGCCAGGGUCGGAGAUCUGGACCGAUGUCUGUUGCGGCGUGCUUACCAGCGUCAUCCACCACGCAAACGUGGACACGUUCAAGACCAUUGAGACCAGGGUAGUUGACGACGCGAUGGCGGGGCAACAAUCGAUCUUGUUCAUUCGCAUCUUGGGGGUCAUUGCCGGUGUGCGAAAAGGCACCCGCAUCCACGAUUGGGCUGCUCUCGUUAAGGUGCUCGGCCAGUUGCUGGGGUCUCUCGUCGCCCAAAAAGAACAGAUUGAGGCCAUGGAUGCCUCCCGAGUGUGGCACGACAUUAUCGCCAACGCUGCCAUUGUGUGGAGCCAGGCCCCCAUGGACGCCCUCAUUCCCGCUCUAUCCACCUUCAACAGCACCAUGACUAAGGAGCCGCUGAUGAGGUGGUACAUUCUUUUUUGCUCCUACUUGGCCGACGUGAACCCAGAGAGAUUCCGCGGGCUCUUCCUCAAGGAAUUCCAAAAGUUCAUUGUCGCACACUGGUCUCAGAACGGGAACGAAGACCUACUCUUCGUGCUUCUGCCGCGCAUGGUGGAAACCGGCGGACUGCCCACACCUGGCGCGAAGGAGACCUUCCAACUCCCACAGUCCUGGCAGGAUCAGAUUGUCAGCAAAUUUGUCAGACUUGAGGACACACCUUUCCCAGAAAGCGGCGGGUUUGGAAAGGAUCCUGAUACCUGGAGAGACAAAUGCUUGCCGAGGUACGCGGCGCGCUUACGAGUUCUGAAAUCAGCGUCGGUGCAUCCGUCUACGAACGCUAGGAUCGCUGAGGUCUUGCUCAAGAAGCUGAAGCUGGCGCUCCGACCCUCCUCGUCCCUGCCGACGGACGAGGCGAAUUUCAUCGUCAACGAUGGGUUUCGCGCCUAUCUUCGGAUGUGCGCCCCUGCCGGCUCUGUUGAUCUAAGCUUGGCUCCGCUGCUGAGAGCUGCGGCGCCGCGCUUCUGCCGAUCACCGGCGUUCCUUGAAGCGUUGCUUGACUACGAGCGAGAAGUCAUGGGCAAGACUCAGAGGUCGCCCGAGACAAGCAAUGGCCAAAGUCAGCAGGACGAGGAAGACCCUCUUGUCAAGUGCCUGACCAACAAUCUCUCCACCGCAUCCCACGAUCUCCGACUUGCUUCUCUGAGAAUUCUUGAAAUUCUCGAUAUCACUCCCGAUUCGAACUCGGCCCUGGCGACCAUGAUCCAAAUCGAAGAGCUACCCCUGAACUUGCAGAGCGUCCGGACCAUUGCCGUCCAUCUCCGCAAACUGGGCCAGGCUUACUCCCACAUUGAGCCGGACUCCUGGCUGAUCAAAGCUGUUCCGGCGUUCUUGUUCGGCAUGACGACAGUGCCUCUGUCUCCCGUUUGGGACGACGCCGUCGAAGCGAUGAAGAAAGUUGCGGAAAGCAAACCGGGAGAGGAGGCGUUGGCCGAUAUCGCCUUCAACUGGUUGGAAGUACCCUCGCCGCAAUGGUCAGGGCCAUACAAGCCGCCCGCUGACGACAAUCGCGGUCCUUUGACCGACUUUGAAUGUCUCAAUCUAAUGAACCUGCGUGAAGCUGCCGGGUUCACGGGGAGCGUUUUGGAUGACCCCUCCCAAGGCAUGCUUACCGCCUUCGAGGAGGGCCAGAAGAUCAUCGAGUCUUGCACGGAAAGGGCACGCAGCAAGGCUCUUAAGGCAUUCACUGCUUUGCCUGGUUUAGCUGAGAAGCGAUCCAGGAGACUGGUUCCUCAUUUGCUUUCUUUCGCCGCUGAGGACGAGGCCCCAAUGGACAAAACUGGCGACGACGAAGCUGAGGAGUUGUCGGAGGGGAGCUGGUCUCUCCCUGAUAGGAAAGCUCUAGUCGGCGUGUUUUCUCAGUUCAACAACCCGAGGGUCCUGUACCAGAGUCAGAAGGUGUACAAAUCCUUGCUGAAGCUCCUGGCAAACGGCGACCUCGAGCUGCAGAAACUGGCGUUGAAGGCCAUUCUCACCUGGAAGAGCGACGCCGUCAAGCCAUACCAGGAGCACCUCGAGUACCUUCUCGACGAGGCCAGAUUCAGAAAUGAGCUUACUGUGCUCUUCCAGGGAGACAACCAAAUCCAGCCUGACCAUCGCUCCGAGGUCAUGCCAGUGCUCCUUCACCUCCUGUAUGGCCGCACAAUUUCGAAGAAGGGCGUGGCAAGCGGCCGUCACGGCCUCCAUGCAACACGUUUAGCUGUCAUCCGGCAACUCAGUGUCGAGGAUAUGGGAAGUUUCCUGGACAUUGCUCUCGGCGGACUUCGAACAACUCGCGUCGUCGGCGACAAGGGAUUCCAGGAGAGCGAGUUUGCCCACGAGGCUCUCCCUGUCCGCAAGCAAGUCGGUUUACUGAACAUGAUCGAAGCCAUCAUCAACGAGCUCGGUACGAGUGUCUCGUUUUACAUGGAGGCUCUGGUCAAUGCUGUCCUCUACUGUCUCAUCUACGCCUGCCGGCAACUUGGCGGGAGCUCCGAGGAACAGGACGCUGAGGAACCGGAUCAGGUCCAAAAUGCUUCCUUGUACAAGGUUGUGCGGACCACUGCGUUGAAGUCUCUCUGCAAGCUGUUUCAGAAUGCUCAAGACUUCGACUGGACACCAUACCAGGACGCGAUCGUCAGAGAAGUCAUCGCUCCUCGGAUUGAGAAACUCCCGGCUGAGACCACGCAGGGCGUGUCUGCGACCUGGAGGCUACUUGGCACUUGGUCUAGCCUGCCUAAGUCCGCUUUGUUCCUCUCUGUCGACAAGAGAGUGCUGCCAAAGAUCGUUGAGAUCCUUGGGAUUGAGAAGGCCAGGGAUGAAGUCAAGGUUUUUGCGCUGGACACACUCAAGAACCUCAUUGACCUGGCCCAGGCUCCGGCCACUGAGUCGGAGUUCAAUGAGCUGAUCAAGUCUGAGCUUCUUGAUCCGAACAUUGACCUGAUCCUCAAGAAAAUCGGCAGCCUGCUUCGCGACCAACCCGAUAUUGGCCGGGAUUUGCUUGGCACCGCCGUGGACACGGUUGUGGCUCUGGCCCCAGUCGUGGAGAAGUCAGCCGGUGUUCAGGACAUGGUUGAGAUUGCCACAUUCCUUCUCAACCAGCCCCUGCGGAAGGUCAAUCCGAAGAUCAAGGGUUCAAUUCUGCUGAUCCUGAAGCAGUUCAUUGUCCUGGAAGACCUCCAGAGUAAUGCGGAGUUGAAGAACAAGGUCUACGGCACCAUCGCCUCGUUGUUCAGCUUCUUCAAGGACAGACAGAACCGGCAGACUCUGGCCGAGGUUCUGUCCGUGUUUGCGUCGCAGGAACCAUGGGCACAAGAGGUGGCCGACAUCUGCCGCGAUCUCAACUCCUAUGUCGAGCAGCGGUUGGACGAGCCGGACUACAACACUCGGCUUUCUGCCUUUAGCUCCAUUACCCGCGACCGUGAGGUACCGUUCACGAUUGACCAGUGGAUGCCGGUGGUUCACAACCUCCUCUACUACAUUCAGCAAGAUGAGGAGUUUGGCGUCCUUUCGUCCAACUCGGCCGACGGCCUAUGCAAGUUCAUCUCGGCCGUCAAAUCUGCGUGGGCCGGACCCGAUCAAGCUGCCUUCGUCGAUGUCCUGUCUGGCGUCAUCCUGCCGGCGAUUUAUUCAGGGGCCAGAGAUCCUUCCGAGACUGUCCGCCGUGAGAUCCUGCGCCUGUUCGGCUUCCUCGUCGCUCAUCUUCCUCAGUGGGAGCCGGUUGCCGAUCUGACUCCCUUGGUUCCCGAGUCUGACGAGUCAGACAACGCUUUCUUCUUCCACCUGCUCAGCCCAGCCGUGUCGAGGCAAUUGCAGGCUCUUCGCCUUCUGGAGGCGGCGAACGAAAAGAGCGAGCUGCGCAGCAAACACAUCAGCCAAUUCUUCAUUCCGCUCUUCGAACACUUCAUUUUUGACCGCCCUGAAAGCGGCGAUGACCACGGUCUGAGCGCACAGGCAACAAACACGAUCGCCGCUCUCACCGCGUCGCUCGAGUGGCAGCAGUACCGAGCCAUUCUUCGGCGGUUUGUCUCGUAUGUCGAGUCAAAGCCGGACUGGCAAAAACGGGUCAUUCGUCUCCUGGAGAAGGAGGUGGACGCCUUGCGCACGGCGGUCUCUCAUAAGUCUGGCGAUGCCAUGGAUGUGGACGGUGAGACGACAGGCGCGAGGCCUCAUCGUCUCGCCGCCACGCUGCCCGACCAGGACAAGCUCGGUGUCGAGAUCGUCAACAACUUUUUACCAACGUUGCUCAAGUACAUCCACGAGAAAGAUGAGACGACUGUUAGUGCCAGGGUUCCCGUAGGAGUCAUCAUUGCCAAACUCCUUACCCUGCUUCCAGAGGCGCUACUGAACGAGAAACUUCCCGGAGUCCUCACGGACAUCUGCCACAUCCUCCGAAGCAAGUCUUGGGAGUCUCGCGAGAUGGCCAGAGACACGCUCGCCAAAAUCUCGGCAAUCCUCGGCCCUGAUAAGUUCGAGUUCAUCCUCAAGGAGCUUCGUGGCGCGCUUGUCAAGGGCUACCAACUCCACGUGCUCUCUUACACGUUGCAUUCCAUUCUGCUGGCCGCCAUUCCAGCUUUCGAGCAAGGCGAUCUCGACUAUUGUCUCGCCUCCAUUGUGGCCGUCAUCAUGGAUGACAUCUUUGGAGUCACGGGCCAGGAGAAGGAUGCAGCGGAAUACGUGAGCCAAAUGAAGGAGGUGAAGAGUAGCAAGAGCCAGGACUCGAUGGAGUUGCUCGCCAAGACGGCAUCCAUCACUCGCCUGGGCGAGCUCACCAUGCCGCUGCAGUCCCUGCUCCUGGAGAAGCUUGACCUGCGCACGGCUCGGAAGAUCGACGAACUGCUCGUCCGUAUUACCAAAGGCCUUCUGGAGAACCCGGCUGCCGCCUCGCAGGAUGUCUUGGUCUUCUGCUACGAGGUGAUCCAGGAGGUAUACAAGAGCGAGAAACCGGAAGAAGCCGAACCGAAGAUCGAUCCUCGCCUCAGGAGAUACCUUGUCCAGAAGGCGGCAAGGAAGAGCGAUGGCGGUGUGACCAGCAAGCACACGUACAAACUCGUGCGCUUCGCCAUCGAUAUUCUGCGUGCUGUCCUGAAAAAGCACGACAACCUCCGCACCCCUGGCAACGUGGCGGGAUUCCUUCCGGUUCUGGGUGAUGCUGUGUUGUCAGUAGAGGAGGAAGUCAAAAUUGCAGCGUUCAAGGCCCUUACGGUGUUGGCCAAGGUCCCAUUCAAAAACGGCGACUCGAGCAAUUUGUACAAGGUCGCCCACAAGGAGGCCAUCAAGGCGAUCUCCCUGUCUCCUACGACGACAUCGGACCUCGCGCAGUCGUCGCUGAAGCUCAUCUCCGUUAUCCUUCGAGACCGCCGCGAAAUCGUCAUGAAGGACGCUGCAUUGGACAUGCUUCUCGGCAAGUUAAAGGACGACCUCACGGAGCCGCUCUAUCGCCAUGUCACCUUCAACUUCCUGCGGUGCGUCUUGGAUCGCAAGCUCGAGACGGCGUCCGUCUACGACACGCUCGAUCACGUCGGCACCGUCAUGAUCACCAACGACGACAAAGACACGCGCGACCUGGCGCGCGGCGCCUUCUUCCAGUUCCUGCGCGAAUACCCGCAGAAGCGGAACCGGUGGGAGAAGCAGCUCAAGUUCAUCGUGGCUAACCUCAAGUAUGAGCGCGAGGGCGGCCGGUUGUCGGUCAUGGAAGUCAUCAACCUGCUGCUGAAGAAGUCGGCGGACGAGUUUGCGCAGGAGGUGGCGGCGACAUGCUUCAUCCCCCUCGUGUUCGUCUUGGCCAACGAUGACAGCGAGAAGUGCCGGCUCGCGGCUGGUGAGCUGAUCAAGGAGAUCUUCCGCGUCGCGGACAGGGAACGGCGGGCGAAGUUCAUGACGCUGUUGCGGUCGUGGCUGGAGCAGAACGGGAACGCUGCAGUGCUGAAGCUCGCGCUGCAUGCGUUUGGGCUGUACUUUGAGGGGCGCGAACCGAGUCCGCAGGAUAACAAAGACCUUGGGCUUGUCAUUGACAAGCUGAACACGGUGCUCGGUGACGAGCAGGCUCUCGAGUCGGACUGGGAGCUCGCCAACACUGCGCUUACCACGCUCCAGACGCUGGUUCAAAAACACCCGCAAAAGGUUCUGGCACCAAGUUCGAGCGAGCUGUGGUCGGAGGUCCAGGCUUGCCUGGCACACUCGCACGGAACUGUGAAGCUCACCUCGAUCAAGCUCCUCAGCAUGUACCUGGCGGAUUUCGCACGGAAUGCCGGGAAAGGGGCGCAGCUGCCACUUACUGGGUCACACGGACUGGAAUUGGAUGAGGAAGACGUGAAUGACUUGGUCCGGCUAUCGCUCGGCAUCCUCUCGGCCCCUGAAGUCGACGAGGGCCUUGCUCAGGAGGCGGUCCAGAUCAUCAUGUUCCUGGGCGGUUAUCUCGAGUCAGCAAAGGUCGAAGAAGAAGAAGGUGAUGAAGCCGAAGAAGACGAAGACAAUGGCGCGAAGGAAUCCGCGCAGCACGCCGACAUGAAAUACCUCUUCUGGAAGUUGUCAUCCAUCAUCCGCAAGGAACGACAACCCAAGCCCGAAAUGCUGGUCAGCAAGCUCGCGGCAAUGGACCUCCUCGAGGCGUUCUCCCUCAGGACGCCGACCGAAACGCUGCUGGCCUCGGUUAAGACGAUCCUCCGGCCGCUGCGCAACCUCACGGACCCGUCGAUCCGCCAGCCGUUCUCGCUCAACGAGGCGUUCAAGACGCGGUACGAGGCGCUCAAGACGAAGGCGCAGUCCAUCAUGGAGACGCUGCAGCGGCGGCUGGGCAGCGCUGAGUACACCAAGGCGCUGCUGGCGGUGGGCGAGGACAUACGCGAGCGGCGGCAGCAGCGGUCGAGCAAGCGGAAGAUCGAGGCGCUGACGGCGCCGGAGAAGUACGGGCGGGAAAAGCGGAAGAAGUUCGAGAAGAAAAAGGAGAAGCGGAAGGCGAAGGGGCGGGAGCAGCGGGAUCUCCGGCGGAUAUACCACCAGUAGGCAGGCAGGCAGGCAGUUGGGGUGGGUUGGGCUGAGUUGAUUUGCUUCGAGAUAGAUCUUGGGUCCAAAUAGGAAAAUAUUGUUACAUGAGAGAAGUCAUUUCUCUCUCUGGGUAUGCC
Thermothielavioides terrestris NRRL 8126 is the source of this 8049-nucleotide messenger RNA. RefSeq lists its product as uncharacterized. The record is from RefSeq and is a predicted model, not a curated record. NCBI's taxonomy places the organism in Eukaryota, Fungi, Ascomycota, Sordariomycetes, Sordariales, Chaetomiaceae. The coding region runs from base 95 to 7930 and encodes 2611 amino acids. The transcript has 2 exons. Gene Ontology annotation, cellular component: 90S preribosome; small-subunit processome; nucleolus.